AUUGAGAGUUUGAAUAGAAGAUCUAAGAAAUUUAAUUCAUAUGGAAGUUUAAGAUUUGAAAAAGAACGGUUAGAUACAUUUAUCGAAUGGCCAAUAGAAGAAUGGGUGAAACCAAGUGAAUUGGCGCGUGAUGGAUUUUUUUAUUUAAGAACAGAUGAUAAAUGUGUUUGUGUUUUUUGUAAGGGUAUUUUAACAAAAUGGGAAGAGAAUGAUACGCCAAGAGGUGAACAUAAGAGACAUUUUCCUCACUGUCCAUUUAUAAUGAAUGAACCUGUAGGAAAUGUUUCACUUGAACAUGGAGAAAUAAUCUCAAGAAUAUCAGAAUUAGCCUUAUAUGAUGAUAGUAAUGAUAAUAGAUUUGUAUUUAAAUCAUUUUUAUUGGAUGUAAUUGAUGAUUUUCCCAAUAUUAUUCCAAGACAUAUGCCAGGAUCUUAUGCAGAAUGUGAGGGACCCAAUAAUGAUAAUAAUGAUGAUAAUGAUGAUGAUGAUGAUGAUAUGUUAGGAGGAGGUGACAUGUUAGAAUUAUUUAAAUAUACUUUACCCUAUCGAAAUGACUAUCACAAGUAUAAGAGUAGACUUAAAAGUUUUAGAGGGUGGCCUAACACUCUUAAACAAAGAGCAGAACAACUAGCUGAAGCAGGAUUUUUCUAUCGUAAUUUAAGUGAUCAU
Molecule: messenger RNA, 669 nt
Organism: Cherax quadricarinatus
Lineage: Eukaryota; Metazoa; Arthropoda; Malacostraca; Decapoda; Parastacidae
Source: RefSeq, a predicted model, not a curated record